AUGAAACAACCCGCUGUACGGUUGGUGCGGCUGGGUCGCGUGCCAUACGCCGAGCUGUUGGCGCUGCAGGACCGCUGGCUGCGGCGACUGCAGGCCGAGCCAGGACCCCAGGCUUUGUCGGGGACUGAGGCGGGCGCGCUCCUGCUCUGCGAGCCCGCAGGGCCGGUGUACACGGCCGGGCUGCGCGGCGGCCUCACGCCCGAGGAAACUGUGCGGCUGCGGGCCUUGGGCGCUGAGGUGCGCGCCACAGGCCGCGGCGGCCUGGCCACCUUCCACGGCCCGGGCCAGCUACUCUGCCACCCGGUGCUUGACCUGCGGCGCCUCGGCCUGCGCCUGCGCACGCACGUGGCGGCACUGGAGGCGUGCGCUGUGCGCCUGUGCGAGCUGCAGGGCCUGCAGGGCGCCCGCUCGCGGCCCCCACCCUACACCGGCGUCUGGCUGGACGAGCGCAAGAUAUGCGCCAUCGGAGUCCGCUGUGGAAAGUACAUCACCUCCCAUGGUCUAGCUCUGAACUGUUCUACGGACCUCACGUGGUUUGAGCACAUUGUGCCCUGCGGGCUGGCUGGGACAGGCGUUACUUCCCUGAGUAAGGAGCUCCGGAGGCCCGUUGCUGUGGACGAAGUAAUGCUACCUUUCCUUGUGGCCUUUAAGGAGACCUACAAAUGCACGUUAAUCUCAGAGGACAUCCCCAGCUGAAGGGCGUUCAUGUUACCAAAGCCAGGAUGGCCCUGCCUUGGAAAGCACCAGAUCAGACUUGAAUCACGGAACUCAGAUUCUAGAUGAGGCCUGUUAUUCACUCACUAUGAGACUAAGGGCAAAUCGUGAGUUCUGAGCCAUUGUUUCCAUAUAUAUCCUGGUUUAUUUAUAUCUAUUCCUCACCUAUCUCAGAGAUACUAGAUAUGAAAACAUUAUAAAAAGCAACACAGUCUAUAUAAAACAUUAAUACUGAUAUUGACACCAGUUUCUCAACUUAGAGAAAUUCAGCUGUCAUAGAUUGUCAUUUCUAAAUUAGUUGUUACUUCCUGAAUACUGUAUCUAGUUGGGCAAUCCUGGGCUCUAGUUCCUUGGAUUUUGUGGGAAUCCAAUCUCUGGAUGGCCAAGGUGAUGUGAUGUGGUGCUUUUUCAUUCUCAAGAUACCUGGAUGCUUUCUGCAAUAAAGUGAAAAGGGAAAGACCUCUUCAAAGAAUAAAAUGUGAUCUUGUCUUCCUGGG
Molecule: messenger RNA, 1211 nt
Organism: Cynocephalus volans (Philippine flying lemur)
Lineage: Eukaryota; Metazoa; Chordata; Mammalia; Dermoptera; Cynocephalidae
Gene: LIPT2
Product: lipoyl(octanoyl) transferase 2
Exons: 2
Coding region: 1-696 (231 amino acids)
Biological process (GO): protein lipoylation
Cellular component (GO): mitochondrion
Molecular function (GO): lipoyl(octanoyl) transferase activity
Source: RefSeq, a predicted model, not a curated record